Messenger RNA from Lactuca sativa (garden lettuce), 1863 nucleotides. RefSeq names its product protein SHI RELATED SEQUENCE 1. Lineage: Eukaryota; Viridiplantae; Streptophyta; Magnoliopsida; Asterales; Asteraceae. The record is from RefSeq and is a predicted model, not a curated record. Gene Ontology annotation, biological process: positive regulation of DNA-templated transcription. Gene Ontology annotation, cellular component: nucleus. Gene Ontology annotation, molecular function: DNA-binding transcription factor activity; DNA binding.
AUAUAAAAUAUAAUUCUAAAAAGUGAUGAUGGAUUCUAUGUCUCACACAUAUAGAACAAACCAUUUUUCAUACACUCGGAAGAAAAGCAAAAUAACUACAAAUUUCUUUUUUAGAAAUUAACCCCCCACCCUAGAUCUUUGAGUAGUUGACACUAUCCGACCCCUACACUCUUCAUUACCACACAAAUUUAUAACCUUUUAAUUAAUAUAUUUUUUAUUUAUUUUUUGUUCUUUGUUCUGCUAUGGAUUUGAGUUUGAUCUUUGAAGAGAAGUUUGGGAGGAGUUGUGGUGUUAAAGAAUGUCAGGAUUCUUCUCGCUAGGUGGAGGGACUGGAAUUGGUAAAGUUGACGAAGAACACCAUCAUCAUCAUCAUCAUCCUCAUCCUCAUCACCUUCAACAUCAAGAUCAAGAUCAAGAUCAAGAUCAACAACAUGAUGAUGGUGUAAUUAACCCUUACGGUUUGUACUUGUUCAAGAACGAGGAGAUCUACAGCAAACGUUUUGAAUUAUGGCAGCAGUAUUAUCAGCUUCAACAACACCAGCACCGGCAGCAACUCCUCCAACAGCAACCGCAUUAUGAUUUGGGUGUUGGUGUUAGCCCCAGUGGUCGUACUGAUCAGAAGAGAAGUAGCAGUGUUAGUAGCGGAGGCGGAGGUGGUGGUGGUGGUGUGGAUGAUCUUAAUCGAAACAACAACGUUGAUCAGUUGGCAUCUUCCUGGGAUAUCUUCAGUGGUGGUAGAUCGGCCGUCGAGGGUGGUGGUGAUAGUAAAGUGAUGAGGCAAGGUGGGUAUGGAAUCGGCGGUGGAAGUGGAAGUGGAAGUGGAAGCGGAAGCGGUGGUGGAAUCAAUUGUCAAGACUGCGGGAACCAGGCGAAGAAAGACUGUCAACACAUGAGGUGUAGAACUUGCUGCAAGGCCCGUGGUUUCCACUGUCAAACCCACGUCAAGAGCACAUGGGUUCCGGCGGCUAAACGCCGGGAACACCAACAGCAACUCAUGUCGUUAACCCAACAACAGAACUUAGGCAAUCAGCAGCUGAGUCUAAUGAUGCGAGCCAGCAGUGGUGAUGAUCAUCAAAAUCCCAAGAGACUACGAGAAGAUCAACAUCAUCAUCAUCAUCAUCAUCAAAACCAACCGAGUAUCGCCGUCGCCGGGAGCGGCAGCGGUGGCAUGGGUAUGAUUUUGAGUGCUCCACAACAUCAAAGCACUUCUUCAGGGUUACAGGUGGGUCAUUUCCCGGCUGAAGUGAGUUCUCCUGCGGUGUUCCGAUGCGUUAGAGUGAGUGCAAUGAACGAGGCGGAGGAGCAGUUGGCUUAUCAGACGUCUUUGAACGUCGGUGGACAUGUUUUUAAGGGAAUUCUAUACGACCAUGGUCCUGAAGCUCGAUACCAUCACCCUGGGGAAGGUAGUUCAUCCGCCGGCGGUGGUGGUGGUGGUGGUGGUCAACAUCAUCAUCAACUUAAUCUUAUUACAUCCAACACGACGGCUGUUGCGACGGCGACCACCGGUAUCAAUCAGGGUGUCACUUAUGUUGACCCUUCGUCGGCGUAUCCAACUCCUUUCAGCGCUUUCAUGGCCGGCACGCAGUUUUUUCCACCGCCUAGAUCAUGAGAAAGGAACAAAACUCAAGAAAAGCUAAUUAUUGGUAUGAACUUUUCUUAUUUCUCUAACAAAAAACAUUAAUACUACAUUCAUCCAGUAUUGCAGCUAUUAAUGUUUUUUAAGUUUUGAAUACUCAUUAAACUAGGAUUUUCAUAAUUCAUAGCAACAAUUAAAAUGUAUGGAUAUUUGACGAGCUACUAGCAGCUUGGAUGAUUGAUGACGAUUAUGAGGAUGAUGUAAUUUAAUAUGGGAUUUUGUUGGAA